GUAAAGAAGCGCAGAGAGAGAGAGAGAGAGAGAGAGAGAGAGAGAGCUAGAGAGAGAAACAGGGCGAGCGAGCUCACCAGCAUUCUCUCUCUCUUCAGGUCCGUCCCACCACCAGCAACAGCAGCAGCAGCAAUGGCGUCGUCGCCGUCGUCGUCGCCGUCGUCUUCCUCCUCGGCGCUCCACCGUCUCCUCCCCGCGCUGCUGCUCGCCGCCCUCUCGAUCCUCUCCUCGAGCCGCCUCGUCAAGUGCGACGGUGAGGACGAUAAUCUUCUUCAAGGCAUUAACGGUUAUCGGACAUCUUUGAACUUAACAGCCCUUACGAAGAAUGAUAAUGCGGAAUGCCUUGCCAAGGAAAUAGCUGAUCAAUUUAAGAAUAAACCUUGUACUAAUACAACAGGUGCUGACACUGUACCCGGGACUGAGCCUCAAUUCUCCAACUUUCCAACACUUUUAGCCAACUGCCAUCUGAACGUCUCUGUCACAAGGGAUGGGGCAAUAAUGCCUGCUUGUGUUCCCAACUUGGUCCCAAGCCUUGUCCUCACUAACUUCACCCAGUCUCAGUAUUCAGGUAACCUAAAUGAUAGCAAGUAUACAGGAAUUGGAAUUAGUUCUGAAAAUGAUUGGAUGGUAGUCAUCUUAACCACGAAUACACCCGAAGGAACCUACUUGACUGUCAAGUCAGCCGGUUUGAUUCUGAAAAGCAGUUUCAUUUAUCAAUUGCUCUUUCUACUCAUCGGUUUUGUGCUCCUAUUGUGAAACUGGUGAUAACACGGCCUUAUGGCAGUUUGACUGAGAGCAAUCAAAGCAUAACUACAGAGGAUUCAUUGCCUUGUUUUAAUUUGAAGGAAAGGUGAAAUUGCAGAAUAAUCGAGAGUACAUUCUUUUUGUAUUAGCUUGUGUUGUGGCUGGAAAUAUGUAACACGUGAUUUGGUUUGAGGAUUCUACUAUGUUAUAUGUGUUCUUCGUUUUGCCUUAAUUUCUUCCUUUACUUGAAUCCUGCGAUUCAUUUGCAAUUGAAUUAGUGCAAAAGAGUUACAGGUUGCUUGG
Syzygium oleosum is the source of this 1047-nucleotide messenger RNA. RefSeq lists its product as uncharacterized. Lineage: Eukaryota; Viridiplantae; Streptophyta; Magnoliopsida; Myrtales; Myrtaceae. The transcript is spliced from 2 exons. The coding region runs from base 133 to 756 and encodes 207 amino acids. The record is from RefSeq and is a predicted model, not a curated record.